UUUGACAAAAUGGCAGAAAAAGUGCCAGCAGCUGCAGCUCCAGCCCCGGCCAAAGCCGCCAAAAAGAAGGCCACCAAGCCCAAGAAGAGCGGCCCCAGCGUGGGCGAACUCAUCGUUAAAGCCGUGUCCGCGUCCAAGGAGCGGACCGGCGUUUCCCUUUCCGCCAUGAGGAAGGCUCUGGCUGCCGGAGGAUACGACGUAGAGAAGAACAAGGCGCGGGUCAGGCUCGCUAUCAAGAACCUGGUCAGUAAAGAAGUCCUGAUCCAGACCAAGGGAACCGGCGCAUCCGGCUCCUUCAAGAUCAACAAGAAGACCGACACCAAGCCCAAGAAGACAGCGGCCAAAAAGCCUGCUCCCAAAGCCAAGAAGGCCGCAGCCAAGAAACCCACAGCCGCUAAGAAGCUCAAACCAGCUGCAGCAAAGAAGUCGGCGGCCGCUAAGAAGUCUCCGAAGAAGGCGAAGAAGCCCGCAGCGGCCAAGAAGGCAAAGAGCCCCAAGAAGACAGCAAAAAGCCCCAAAAAGGUGGUGAAGAAGGCCGCUGCUGCCAAGAAGCCUCCGGCCAAGAAGGCAGCGAAGCCCAAAGCCAAGAAAAGCGCGGCCAAGAAGUAA
Messenger RNA from Betta splendens (Siamese fighting fish), 609 nucleotides. Its product is annotated as histone H1-like. The record is from RefSeq and is a predicted model, not a curated record. Bases 10 to 609 code for a protein of 199 amino acids. The transcript has a single exon. Gene Ontology annotation, cellular component: nucleosome. NCBI's taxonomy places the organism in Eukaryota, Metazoa, Chordata, Actinopteri, Anabantiformes, Osphronemidae. Gene Ontology annotation, biological process: nucleosome assembly. Gene Ontology annotation, molecular function: structural constituent of chromatin; DNA binding.